GAACCCUUUACAGCACAUUAUAUCACACACUUUAUUAAAUUUAUUGUUUAGUUGGUUCCACUGUAAAAAAGUGUGUUGGUAACACUUAAAAAUUAUUUAUUUCUUUUAUAAUUUUUGCGUGUAUCUGAGUGCUUGUGGGUACUCCUCAGUAUUUCCGCAAAGGUUAUUCGUAAACAUGCCACGUGAAAUUAAAGAAAUUAAGGAUUUUCUCCUUAAAGCAAGAAGGAAAGAUGCAAAAUCUGUUAAAAUAAAGAAGAACCCAGAAAAUGUUAAAUUCAAGGUUCGCUGUUCUAGAUUUUUAUACACCCUUGUAAUCACCGACAAAGAAAAGGCAGAAAAACUAAAACAAUCUCUACCACCAGGUUUACAAGUUAAAGAAGUUAAAUAAGGUUAAUUAUUAUGUAUUAUUUGUACAA
Molecule: messenger RNA, 416 nt
Organism: Chrysoperla carnea
Lineage: Eukaryota; Metazoa; Arthropoda; Insecta; Neuroptera; Chrysopidae
Gene: RpL38
Product: 60S ribosomal protein L38
Exons: 5
Coding region: 176-388 (70 amino acids)
Biological process (GO): protein-RNA complex assembly; translation
Cellular component (GO): ribosome; cytosolic large ribosomal subunit
Molecular function (GO): structural constituent of ribosome
Source: RefSeq, a predicted model, not a curated record